Molecule: messenger RNA, 1515 nt
Organism: Bursaphelenchus xylophilus (pine wood nematode)
Lineage: Eukaryota; Metazoa; Nematoda; Chromadorea; Rhabditida; Aphelenchoididae
Source: the annotation of a GenBank genome assembly
AUGUUGACCGUCAAGAAGAUGGAUCAACUCUUCAGCAACGAGCUCAAGCUGUACGACAACCUUAAAGUGAGUGUUUAAACUUUUUGUUUUUUAGCUAGAGCUUGUCAAUUUUAAAUGUUAUCCAUGAUGUUUCAGGAGAGACAUGUCGCUUCUUUUGAGAAGUUGAAGGCAAAUGGAUUCCCCGUCAUGAUGGUACACAACUCUGGUCCCGAACAGGCUCAGAUUGAUAGUAAAUUGGCAGACAAAUUAAUCGCCGACGACGUCCACAAGCUCCGUUGUUGCCGAUGUGAUGCUAUUUUUGAUGUGGAUGAGUAUGAUCAGUCUGCAACAGAAUACCGGUGCCGAUAUCAUCCUGGGAAACGAGUUACAGGUAAGGAAUUUCGUUUGGCUAGUAUUUGAAGUGGGAAUGUAGAAUUGGGCGAAAGUAGGCUUCAAUUUAGAGCAUAAUUUAUAAGACAUGCGGGACUCACACCAAUUUGUUUUCUGAAGUCAAAUUGAAAUCUUUUCAAAAUCUAAACAUAAGAUUUUUAAAAUUUUGGCGGGUUACGAAAGCUCAUGCUUCAAAGUAUAAAGUGUCCCCAAAGAUUAUAAGGAUCCAACGCAAAAAACGUAGGUUUUACGAAAAACCGAGUUUCACACUUUUUUCCCAUUUUUUAUGUGUAUACAAAGUAGCGUGCGACUUCCUUUGAGUAUCCGAAACAUGAUGUUAACGAAGGAGUGAUUAUUGUUUUACCCUUUGCAGGUGAAUUGGAAGGCGGUGCUGCUGGGGAAAAGUGGAGAUGUUGUGGUGGUCCCCGAGAUUCUGAUGGAUGCACCACAAGUUUUUAUCAUGCCUAUCUGCAAACCCGAAGAAGAGAAUUGCUGAAUUUUAUCAGGACACCGAAGGAAGACUCCGAAUACGAUCCCCGCUCCAGAAAGGUGUACAUUCUGGAGGCGGCAUUUGUCUACACUACCGGUGGCCCCGAGAUUGCAAGGCUGUUGGCUGUGUCAUGGGACGGACAGCCGGUCCUGGACUUGCUUGUGGACGCCAAUCGCGAAUACGAUAUAUUUGAUUACGAUUCUUUUAACAGUGGAAUAACCUACGAAGAUGUUAAGGAUAUAAAGGUGGACAUGUAUACGGUGAGCAGAAAUGAUUUGUAUGAUGUUCUAGUAGAUUGAUUGCAGACUGUUCUUAGGUAAUACUUUCUUUGUUUGUUUCAGGCAAGAGACGUCUUAUUUAAACUGAUCAACCACAAAACAAUCCUGGUCGGUCAUUGCUUGGACAUGAUCAUGCGGGCCAUGAAGAUGGUCCACCUGAACAUUGUGGAUACCAGUCUGAUCUAUCGCUCCACCAAAUUAAAUUGCAAAUAUUCUCUCCGAUCCAGCACCGCCCAUCAUUUGAACUUCGCCAUUCAUGAGAAAGGCUACGAUCUGGACGAGAAUUGCCAAGCCAUUCUUCAACUCCUCUGCCUGCGAGUCAAGGAAGAAUUCAGACGCCGCCAUGACAACACUUUCAGGUUCAUCAUCCGCAAGUAA